Messenger RNA from Anoplopoma fimbria (sablefish), 2634 nucleotides. RefSeq names its product CTTNBP2 N-terminal-like protein. The record is from RefSeq and is a predicted model, not a curated record. The coding region runs from base 52 to 1818 and encodes 588 amino acids. The transcript is spliced from 7 exons. Lineage: Eukaryota; Metazoa; Chordata; Actinopteri; Perciformes; Anoplopomatidae.
CACAGGACUGCAAAUCAAGUGAAACAAAUCUCCUGACAGGAGAAAAAGUUCAUGCUGGAGUUUUUAAAGACCUCAGAAGGCCUCAUGAAGUCCAAGCUGAAUAUGGAUAGUUUGACCAAGCCGGAGCUGCUGAUGCUUUUCAGCAUUCUGGAAGGAGAGCUGGAGGCGCGGGACCUGGUCAUUGAUGCCUUAAAGGCCCAGCGUAAAGAGCUGUUCAUCCAGGAGCGCUACAGCAGGUACAACCUCAGCGACCCCUUCCUGGCCCUGCAGAGAGACAGUGAGGCCGUCGGGGACCAGAACAAGGACCAGGGAUGUUCCUCCUCCACCUCCAACCCGCUGGUGGUUCUCAAACUGGUGGUGAGCCACUGCAGGAGGAUGCAGGAGAAGAUGUUGGCCCAGCUGGCUGCAGCAGAGAGCAGGCACAGAAGGGUCAUUGCAGAUCUGGAGGAGGAAAAGAGGAGGCACGCUGAAGACACAGCAGAGGGAGAUGAUGUCACUUACAUUCUGGAGAAAGAGAGGGAGCGCUUACAACAACAGCUGGAGUUUGAGCGGAGCCAAGUCCGUCGGUUGGAAAAAGAACAGCGGCGGAUUACUGACCAGCUGGAAGAAGAACGGGCUCAGCACAAACAGCUCUCCUGCGCUCUGGCCAAAGAGUGCAAGUGGGCAAGUUCCAGGGCUCUGGAGGAGGGUCACCGGAUCACCGAGCUGAGCUGUAAACUUGACAAGGAGAAGGAGGCUUGUCAGGCCCUGAGGAACGAGUUGGAGGACGAGAGGAGGAGAACCCUGAGGAUGGAGGCGAGGGUGGAGGAGCAGCUGGCCGAGUUUGACACCGAGCGAGAGCAGCUCCGCUCGCGCUUGAGGAAGGAGGAGGCUCAUUGCUGUCAGCUGCAACAACAGGUAGAGGAGCUGAAGGUGACGCUGGAGGAGGUGAACAUGAUGAGAGAUGUAAAGGAGGCAGUUCCAGCUCCAGGAGACGCAGAAGGACUCGAGUGGGCCACAAAGGUUCCUCCGGGAAAGACAUCGGUGGACGCGAUGACAGUCGAGGACAUUGAGGAAGACAGCAACCUGCAACCUGUUCAGUCACAAGUCAACGGCCACCACUGUCCAAACAACGGCCUCUCAGAUAACAUCUGUGCACAGAACGGGAAUGAAAACUCUCAAAUUCCUCAGACCUCAUUCUCCCCCUCCACUCUCCCUCCCUCCUCCCCCUGCUCCUCUCCUGUCCUAGCCAAACGCCCACCAGGCAGCCCCAGUCCUGGCAGCUACCCGUCUCCCUACCAGGCCGGCAUCAACCAGCGCUUCCACGCCGCUCGCCACAAGUUCCAGGGUACCGCCGACCCAGAGCCUCAGGCCCCGCAGCCUGCGCCUCCCCUCUCGCCAAAGGACGUCUCCCCCGUGACCGGCGGUUCCCCCAUCGAAGCCAACCCGGUCAAGCAGAUGGCCCGGAGCACAGUCACUCAAGUCCUGUCUCGCUUCACCACCGUGCAGCAGAGCGCCACGCCGAAGCUCGCAGCAACAAACAAUUCACCCUUCGGCACGGACUACCGCAGCCUGGCGGCGCCCUUGUCUCCGGUCAUCGGGAGGGCAGCGGGGGGGCUUCCGCAGGGGAUCAGAUCACCCACAAUCCCCAGGGCGGACAGGGGCAACCCUCCACCCAUCCCGCCGAAGAAGCCCGGUCUGGCACAGGCCCCUCCCUCCCCGGCCACAGUGCCCAGGUCUGCCAGCCACUACUCCGACAGCCCCCUGUCAGGCAGCUGUGGCCUCACCUCCAGCCAGGAGGCAGUCAAAGAACUGGACAUGGUGGUUUCUUCUAAUUAGUAGUCAUCUGAUUUGUUCAGAGAUUUGUCAGGUGCCACUCUGCUUGUGACACGAUGGUUUAAUCCACAUCUGAUAAUUAUGAUUGUUGAGAUAUUGUUUUGUACAUGACAGGAUUUAUAUCCUAUGCUUAUUGAACAGAGGUCCCUUUAAACACUGUUACAGUUGUAUUUAUUCUAUUUUUGUAUGCGCUGAAGCUCUAUUUUAGGUAGUGGGUUAAAGGGCUGGUACUAAUGAAGAGUUCUACAUGGUAGUUUUCAAAUGUGCCAAUACUGAAUGUUGGGCACACCGUACUAUUACAGUAAGUAUUUUUUAUGGUGUCAUAUUUCCAAAGAAUACAAAUCAGUUUAUCAUCUGAAAAGGUUAAUAUUUUAUCACUAGUAUGUUGCUUUUUAUUAAAACAAAUCCUAUAAUCUUCAGACCAAAUGUAACAAGUAGUCCUUGGAUCAGUGUGUUACAAUGUAUAUCUCAUGUACGUAGUUGUCUUUUUUAUAAGAAAUGUACAGUUAAUUUUAUAAAUGUUCCUUAGUUAUUAAUGUAUAAUAGUUUAACAACAGAUAACCCUAUAAAUGCUGUAUUUAGCUUUGAUCAUGUAUUACUGUAAUUUGCAGUUAUGAUAAUCUUAAAGGCUCAGAUUAUAUGCACCAUUGAAUAAUAAUAAUAUUUUCUUUAAGAGUAGUGAUUAUGAAUGUCAUGCUUUAGUCAUUUAUAAGAAAUCAUAAAAUACUCCAUUUUAUAGUCAACCAUGAUUGAUUAUUUCUGCUUUUUCAGAUCCUUUACAGUCCUGUAAAUGCUGGAAAGUGAAACAUGAAAUAAACU